AAAUAGAGGAUUAUUAGUCCAAGAUAUCCAUAUACUGACUUUUAGUUGGUUUUUUAUGUGUCUAUUCAAGCUCAUUACAUUGGCAAAACAGUGGUCGCUAUACCAUUUUUCUUCAGUUAUAGAGACCUGUUGCUUGAGAUUCCAAGUACUGAGUGAGAGAGAAACAAGACCAAGAGAAUCAAUCACUUUGAGCAGGUUAUUUGGGGAUCUUGUUCUGUCCACAGACACUGUCAAAGCCCAAAAUGGAUUAUUCUCCAAUCACUUAAGAGAGAAGUUGGUCAAUCAAUACUACUACUAUAACGAUGGAAAAAGAUCAAGAACAGAGGCAUGUAUGCAAGUUCUGUAACAGGAGUUUCUUGAAUGGAAAGGUCUUGGGAGGUCAUAUGAGGUGUCAUGUAGCUAAAAAUUCAACGAAGACGGAGAAAAAGCUUAACAACCACCCAGAUAUGGAAGGUGGUGAACGCGUUGGUUAUGGCCUAAGAGUCAACCCCAAAAAGUCUUGCAAAGUUUCAGGCUCGACCCAAGAAACUUCAGAGCAAGAAAUCAUCUGCCAAGUUUGUGAUAAAGGGUUCGAUUCUUUGAGAGCCUUGUUUGGUCACAUGAGGCAUCACUCGGGUAAGAGAAGGAAAAUGGUUUCGUGCAAAGAAUGUGGGAAAGAGUUCGAGUCAUUGAGGGCUGUUACUGGUCACAUGAAGAGUCACUCCGAAAGGUUUAGGGUCUCCAUUGAAUCGAGUGAUGUACCAAGUGAGAAGCCUUUUGGGGAUAGUCAACAUAGUGGUGGAACCUCUGGACUGGUUCGAAGAAAAAGAUCGCGAAGAUUGAGGUAUAAUACUAAUAAGAUCACUCCAAAUUCUUCUGUUUCUAAUUUGAGCGAAUCUUCUUAUGAUACUGAGUAUGAUCAACAAGAAAUAGAGGAGGUUGCUAUUUGCUUGUUGAUGCUGUCUAGAGGGGUUCGAAAUUGGGAUGGAUUUACUUCACUUACUGAGUCUUCUGAUAACAUUUCUUCAGCUCUUGAGGUUAAGUCUCCUAACCCAAGUAAGCAAAUUCUGGACAAUGGUGUUGAUGGGUCUCUCAAGAUGAAAAAGCCAAGGCUGGAAAAGUCUGAGUUUUGCUUUGCAGAUUACAACAAUUAUUUCCUUGAUGACAAGAAAGUAUCUGAGUUUAGUGAAUUCAAUUUUGGGUCUGCAAGUAGUGAAGAAAAGAUAGUGAACUUUGAUGAUCGAUCUGCAUUAGCUCUGGUUGAUGCUGCUGAGAUUGAGAAAGAAGGUAUUGACAAGAUGAGUAUCAUCUCCAUUGAAAUGGAACUGGAAGAAGAAGGAGAAGAAGAAGAAGAAGUGGGUUUGGAUCUAGGUACUGGUUUUGGAUCACGGAAGUCUAGUUUGAGUGAGAAAACCAAGUUUGAUUACAAUUCUGGGUCUGAAAUGUUAGACAAUUCUCCCAAGAAAAGUGGCUAUAAGUGCAGGACCUGCAACAAGAUUUUCUACUCUCACCAGGCACUUGGGGGCCACCAAACUGUUCACAGAACACCCAAAAACUGCUCCACAUUGCAGAUUUACAACCGCCAUACUGUCACUCAGUGUGAAGAUUUUCCUGGAAAUGAAGCUAAUGGCAACUCUAGCAAAACUGAUUGCAAUGAGGUGUCAUUGGAGCUGGAGGUGGAUAAUAGAGUAAGUACCAUGACAAGUUAUGAGAUUAAGGAGCACAAAUGUCCCAUUUGUUUCAAGAUUUUUGGUUCAGGCCAAGCUUUGGGGGGUCAUAAGAGGGCUCAUAUCGUUAAAGAUUCUGAGACUGGACCAGAACCGAUCACUAUAUUGAAGCAUUCUAUCUGUGGUGUCUCAGAUGUACUUAAUGGUGUUCCAAUGACACCUGAGGAUGAGGCCAACACUGAGGUUGACCUCAAGUCAUGGUGGGUCAAAAACGGCCAAAAGCAUGAAUUGCUGGUAGGUUUAAUACCCAACUGAGACAUAUUCAUUCUUUCUACAGUUUCUUUGGAGUUUUUUUAACUGAAUUUUUUUUUCUGGUUUGGGGAUAUAUUCAUACAGAAAGAAAGCUUCCAUUUGUGCU
Humulus lupulus (European hop) is the source of this 2064-nucleotide messenger RNA. RefSeq lists its product as uncharacterized. NCBI's taxonomy places the organism in Eukaryota, Viridiplantae, Streptophyta, Magnoliopsida, Rosales, Cannabaceae. The record is from RefSeq and is a predicted model, not a curated record. Bases 303 to 1961 code for a protein of 552 amino acids. The transcript is spliced from 2 exons.